This is a messenger RNA of Chironomus riparius, 1125 nucleotides long. Lineage: Eukaryota; Metazoa; Arthropoda; Insecta; Diptera; Chironomidae. The record is from the annotation of a GenBank genome assembly.
AUGUCUAAACUAAUUCCUAAAAGAAAUCAAGACGAGGUUGAGAUAAGUGAAGAAACUAAAAGACCGAGAAGUAUUGAGCGUACAGCAAUCAGUUUGAAGAAUGCAAAUGCAAACAAGCUGGAAGUUUCGUGGGUUGGAAUCUAUUCAAUGGAUAAAGAUGAAUACAAAAAUGACAUGAGCUCGUUGAAAUAUUUAAAGCUUCCAAAGAUAAUUGAUUUCAACUUAAAUGAAAGUUCAAUACAAAAGAAAUCUUGCGGUCAAAGUUUUCUGAAUCGUUUAAAUCAAAUGAUCAAAUUUAUUGAGGAGAAUUACGAAAAAGUAAAAAGUGAAACAAAACCAAUUGCUGCAGAUUUUGUAUGCACACGAGGAGUGCUAAAGAAAAUUAUGGAGUUUAAAUAUUUUCCUGCUAACUUUAAAAUGUAUACCUUGAAACUGAAAGGUACUAUUUAUAUAGCGUUAGAAUAUGACGAUGCACAAUUUCAAAAUUUUGGACAUGAAUUUGAAAAACGGCUAUUAACUUCUAACCCUGAUAGUGAACCAGGCGAAACUGAAGGCAAAGAAUUUUGUGUUGUGAUUGAAAGAAUUGUUGAUGACGUUAAGAUCCUCUUUAACGUUGAAUGUGACGGAAUUGAAAGUAAUACUCUUGUUGAAGAUUUCAAUGAUCUUAAAGAUGCAACAAUUGUUGAACUGAAAACACGAAUUGACAAACAACAAUUUCGAGAUAAUACGCAUUUUGCAUGGUUGAUUCAGUCUCAUGUUUCUGGUAUAAUUGACAAAAUAUAUGAAGGAAGACGUGAUGAAAAUGCAAUUGUAAAAAACAUAAUAAUUCAUGAUCUAAAAGAGCUGGAAGAUAAAGGAAAAGAACAAAAAGGAUACGACUUAAAUCAAUGCUAUGUUUAUCUACGAAACUUCUUGAAUAAAGUGAGAGAUGAAAUGAUAAAUGUUGUGAAUUUUAAAGAAGUAUUUGUCUAUAGUUUCAUUAAAAGAGGCUUUUAUCAAGAAUUAGAUGAAAUGAAUUCUCAAAUUGAUUCACAAGUUAAAUCCACAAAUUGGAUACCUCCUCCAACUAUUGAAAAUCGCGAGAUUCUUCCAAAAUCUUAUAUUGACUUCAUUAACAAAUGUUGA